Molecule: messenger RNA, 3642 nt
Organism: Dendronephthya gigantea
Lineage: Eukaryota; Metazoa; Cnidaria; Anthozoa; Malacalcyonacea; Nephtheidae
Exons: 4
Coding region: 1-3642 (1213 amino acids)
Biological process (GO): DNA integration; DNA recombination
Molecular function (GO): DNA binding
Source: RefSeq, a predicted model, not a curated record
AUGGACGAAAAUCAACAACAACCGCCUUCCAAGGUUGGCAGUCCCACGCGGGACAACCAAACAACAAUAGAAGGUGAAAGAUUGAAUAUAGAUGAUACUCUAGUAGAAAUUAACAAAAAUAUGAGUACGAUGGCCAGUAUUCUUGCAAAAAUUCACACCCAAGGAGAAUCAACUGGCCAAAACAACUCAAACAAGCCUCCACGAGAGGAUGAACUCAGUCUUUACGCUGCGGAUAGCGCAGACGACUUAGCGAAAUUAACAGCGUCCAUGCAGCCACAAGGCGCAGGAGAUGAUGGGGGCGGUAACGCCGACGGCGUAUCCCAAAUACUAGAUGACUUAGCGAAGUCCUUUGGCGAUGAUACUGGCGAAAAAAGUCCAGAUAUACAGCCAAAGUUGGCUGAAAUUAUCACAAAACGUUGGGGCAAAAAACUGACCCCUGAAAAAUUGAAAGGGUUGUUAGAUAAAUAUAACUCACCGGGAAACUGCCCAUCGCUAAUUUGCCAAAAAGUCAACCCGCAAAUCUGGAACACACUAAGUCAGGGCACGAAAAAGUAUGAUGUUCACCUGUAUAAUCUACAAGAAACAAUCAUUAAAGCAGUGUUUGCUUCCUUACAAACAACCAGUACCCUAGUCCUUAGCGAUCUGGGUACAGACCACGCACAAUUAAUGGGGCAAUCAAUUGAUUCCCUUGCUAUGUUAGCACAUGCUCAUGCACAAUUGACACAACUGAGGAAAAAUCAAAUCAGACCAUCACUGAAGGCAGAGUACUCAGCAAUUUGCUCCUUAGACGAAAACCAAGAGAGUAAGUUUUUGUUUGGGGAUGACUUACCCAAAGUCCUUAAGGAAGCAAAAGAAUCAAACUAUCUUGACUAUUCAUGCAAAGUAUUUAAAGCUGGCCAAGUGGCCAAACAUAUGGAUGCCUGGGUAGGCAUCACUAAUGACAAAGAGAUUUUAAAGAAUGUUCAGGGUGUGGAGAUAGAUCUGAUUGAGUUACCAAGCCAAACCAAAGCCCCAGUAUCAAAGUUCCAACCUCAUGAAUUCCAUCUAGUUGACGAAGCUGUUACUAAGCUUGUCAAAAAAGAUGCUGUAAGAGAAGUAACCCCAUCAAAGGGGCAAUAUGUUUCAAAAAUAUUCUUAAGACCAAAAACAGAUGGGACACAUAGACUCAUACUAAACCUAAAACAGUUCAAUGAAUCUGUUGUAUAUACACAUUUCAAAAUGGACUCAAUACAAACAAUCAUUAGAUUAGUAGAAAAAGACUGCUACAUGGCUACUUUGGAUUUAAAGGAUGCAUAUUACUCCAUUCCAGUAAAGAGAAAUGACCAAAAAUUUCUACAAUUUGAAUGGAAAGGAAUAAAAUACCAAUUCACUUGUUUACCAAAUGGUCUGUCUAGUGCACCCAGAACAUUCACUAAAAUAUUGAAACCAGUUUUGGCUACUUUGCAUAAAAUGGGGCAUAUCUCAACAGUGCAUAUUGAUGAUUGUUAUUUACAGGGAAAAACGUAUGAUCAAUGCAUAGUUAAUGUGAUUGAUUCGGUCAUAUUGUUUGACUCUUUGGGGUUUGUUGUGCACCCAACAAAAUCUGUCCUAACCCCUUCGCAAGAAAUAGUAACUCUAGGUUUCCUUAUAAAUUCGGUUGAAAUGACAAUCCGACUCACAAGAGAUAAAGCCCUGGACCUUAAACAGGAGUGCCAGACACUUCUUAAAUCAGAAAAAUCAAAACCUAUCAGGGAAGUUGCCAAGGUAAUUGGAAAAAUUGUAGCAAGCUUUCCUGGGGUAAUGUACGGACCUCUGUACUACCGGUAUUUAGAACGAGACAAAAGCCAAGCACUAAAGUCUGAGAAAGGAAAUUUUGAUGCACAUAUGGUUUUUUCUCCAAAAGCAAAAUCAGAAUUAAACUGGUGGGUGGCCAAUGUAACCACAGCCUACCAGAGACUUGAAAGGGAAGCUCCCCAAAGCACAAUUUAUACGGAUGCUUCACUAUCGGGAUGGGGUGCAGAAUUUCAAGGGAAUGCGACUGGGGGGAACUGGACAGAGGCAGAAUCCAAAAUGCACAUAAAUUAUCUGGAAAUGUUAGCAAUUUAUUUAGGUCUGAAGACCUUUUUAUCUAAAAAAGUAAGAUUGCAUAUCAGAAUUAUGUGCGAUAAUACAAGUGCCGUCAGUAUCCUAAAUCAUAUGGGAACUAGCCAUUCAGACCCAUGCAAUGAACUUACAAAAUUAAUCUGGGAAUGGUGCAUACAUAGGAAAAUAUGGAUAAGCACUGUGCAUAUCCCAGGCAAGAAUAAUAUAGUAGCGGAUAUUGAAUCACGUAGAGAUAAAAAAGAGUCAGAAUGGAUGCUAAAUAAAGCAUCAUUGUCCGAUGCUUUGGAAAAUCUCAGAGCAGCACCAAACAUAGAUUUAUUUGCCUCUCGAAUAAACAAACAAUUCAACAGAUAUGUCUCGUACCGCCCAGACCCUGAUGCGGAGUGUGAUACCGGAAAUGCUAACAAAAAUUCAAAAGGACAAGGCAGAGGGAAUAGCAGUAAUACCAGAUUGGCCGACCCAAUGUUGGUACGCGAAGGCCUACAAACUAAUGAAGCAAAAACCCGUCCACUUGAAGAGAAGCAAAACCUUACUAAUAUUACCAUCCCACCUCAACGAGAUCCACCCAAUAUGGCAGAAACUAAAUCUAAUGGUGUGUCGAUUAUCCGGGAAAGCCUAGACAGAUAUGAAUUAUCAAAGACAGCAAAAGAUAUUCUUGAAGCCUCUUGGAGAUUAGGCACAAGCAGACAAUAUCAAACAUACCUGAGUAAAUGGCAAGAAUAUUGCAAGGAACGUCGUUUAGAUAGAUUUGCACCGGGAAUAGAGAAUACUGUUGAAUUUUUAGUCUCAUUAUAUACAUCAGGACUGGGUUAUAGUGCCAUUAAUACGGCGCUAUCAACAAUAUUAAUGUUGGAAAAUGGGAUCAAAUUCGGAGAACACCCCUUAGUAUGCAGAUAUAUGAAAGGAAUAUUCCAACUUAGACCAGCGUUACCAAAGUACACCCAGAUAUGGGAUGUGAAUGUUGUAUUAACUUAUUUGAAGACAUUCGCAGAAACAACGUCACUGUCAAUAAAGGAUCUCACAAUUAAGCUCAAUAUAUUACUUUUCCUUACCACUGGGCAGAGAGGACAAACAAUUCACCUAAUAAAUGUAAACUACAUACAAGAGUUACCGAAUGGCUACAGGAUUACAAUCCAGGAAAAGUUAAAACAAACUAAGCCAGGAAAACAUCUAAAACCACUGGAGCUUUUGAACUUCCCAGAGGAGCCAAAACUUAGUGUAACCCUACAUCUUAAGGAAUACUUAAAGAAAACAAGUUCGUAUAGAGGAGGUCAUACCCAGUUACUAUUAAGUUAUGUUAAGCCUUUUAAACAGGUGACAAAAGAAACUCUAUCCAGAUGGGUAAAGAAAGUGUUAAGUUCAGCUGGAAUAGAUAUGGAUAGCUAUUCACCACACAGUACUCGUGCGGCAUCAACGUCCAAAUGUAGAGUUAAGGGGCUGCAAUUGGAUGAAAUCAUGAAAACUGCAGGGUGGACAAAUGCAGGAACAUUUGCUAGAUUUUAUAACAAACCUAUAGAAAGCAAGACAAUAAACUUUAGCAAAUCUUUGUUACAGAUGUAA